CUCAUCAUUCAUUGGAAAGAUUUUAUCUUGGAAAAUUAUGAAAUUUACUGCUAAUAAAACAAUUUAGGGGAAGGGCCCUCAACUGAAAGUGUGAGAUAGUGGGCCCUUUGAUCCGUUGGGUAUGGUUAAGGAGUACCUCUCUUCCGCCUAAUAAAUAGGCGCCAGCCGAAAUUUGACAAGACCAAAGCCCAUUCAAUUCCACCAGCUUCAGCUUCAAAUGCAAACAGAAUUCCAGUGAAGUGGACGCCAAGUAACGAAGCUCCAUUCCCACCAUAUUUCUUUUGCUCCCCCCAUUCCCAUAUCACAUUUAGCUACUUGUAACCAACCUCGCCAUCUCCUUCUCUCAAAAUAUAUCAUAGUUAUAACAAGGUUCACUAUAAUUGUCAACUUUCAAUAUUCAAUCUUGGUUUCUCUGCCAAAGUUAAUGAGCAUGGACGGUGAAGGGGGAGUUGUGAUGAUAAAGAGGGCAGAAAUCGAUACCAGGGCACCAUUCAGGUCGGUUAGAGAGGCCGUUGCCUUGUUCGGGGAUAAAGUUUUAGCUGGUGAACUUUAUGCCACCAAGCUCAAGGAGAUGCAUGGCGAAGCAAGUAGAAUUAAUGGUCCUUCCGAGCUGGGAACUGUUACAGCAGAGCUGGAGGCGACAAAACAUAACCUACAAAAGGCCAGAGAAGAGAGUAUGGCAAUGGCAAAUUGCCUCUCUUCUCUUAAAGAAGAGCUUGAACAAACAGAGAGAGAGCUGCAGCAAAUGAAGGAACGAGAAACCGAGAAACUAAUGAUGGAGUUUGAGAUCGCAGAUGUCAAAAUUGUCCCAGACUCGACAAAAUUUGAAGUCAAAAAAACACAAACAUGUAAUGAAGAACGAACAGAGUUUCAAAAGAAGAGAUACGUGACAUUUGCAAAUCCACCUGCUUUGGCUCAAGUUACUGUUCCACAAGGUGUCGAAAAACUGGAGAGACACCCUUCACUAAGAAAGAAGAAGAAGCCAUUGAUCCGUUUGAUUGGAGGGAUAUUUUCCAAGAAAAAAGGAAGCCCAGGAAUUGCAUCACCAAGAAGCCCCUGAAUUAUUCCAUACUUUGAACAUAAUGCUAUCAGCUCCAACAAUAAUUACCAACUAAAUUUUACAUCUUCUUUUUGUGAAGUUUCAUAUUUCAUUCAAUUUCUUUUGUAUACACUUCUUGCAGCGUAAGGCAUGGCUGUGGAUGUUUUAUGAGAGAGUUGUGUUAUGCAAU
Messenger RNA from Durio zibethinus, 1229 nucleotides. Its product is annotated as WEB family protein At1g75720-like. Gene Ontology annotation, biological process: chloroplast avoidance movement; chloroplast accumulation movement. Lineage: Eukaryota; Viridiplantae; Streptophyta; Magnoliopsida; Malvales; Malvaceae. The record is from RefSeq and is a predicted model, not a curated record. Gene Ontology annotation, cellular component: cytosol.